AUGUUGCGUUUACUUUUCUGUCUAUUAUUAUUCUUACUUGAAUUUGAAUUAUCCAGAUCAAGUUCAUCAAGCACGACCUAUCCAUGGAUAAAAAAAGUUCAUGUUGUUUCCAUGACACAUUUAGAUGUUGGUUUUACGAAUUUUGCAGCAAAUGUUUGUUCUCUUUAUUUCAAUAACCAUUUACCUAAUGCUGCACGUCUCGCACAAGAGCUUCGUGAUCGUGGUGGUGAAGAACGCUUUAUUUUUACUACACAUCCAUGGAUACUUUUAGAAUUUUUCGAUAAUAUUGCACAAUGUACGAAUGAACGACCAAAUCGUACUACAACUAAAUUAGUUGCAAAUGCUAUAAAACAAGGUGAUAUAACAUGGCAUGCACAUGCAUUUUCAAUGUUUAUUCCAAUGAUGGAUAAAAAUUUAUUUAAUAUAUCAUUAAGUAUAUCAUCAAUAUUAGAUGAUCGUUUUUAUCAAGACAGCAAAACAAGUGCAUCACAUAAAGAUGAUAUGGGUCAUCCAAUAAGUAGUAUACCUAUAUUUGCUGAAAAUGGUAUUAAAUCAAUUCAUAUUGGUGCUAAUCUUGAUUGUCGUGGAGCUGAUUUACCGCCUGCAUUUGUAUGGAGACAUGAAGAAACUGAAACCGAACUUUUAGUUAUGAUGUAUAAUAAACCUUCAGCUGUAACCCCUUGUUCAGCUGAAUCUUGUUUCUAUGGUGGUGAUGUUGUUUUACCAGGAUUUGAUCAAGCUAUGAUCUACGAUUUUACAUUAGAUAAUACCGGACCACCUCAUGAUAUCACGGAUGUCAUUCAAGUAUGGUCUAAUAUUAGGAAUCAUUAUCCAAAUGCUGAAAUAAUAGCAAGUAGUUUAGAAACAUUUAGUAAAUCUUUAUUAAAUUUAUAUAAAGAUGAAUUACCAGUGAUAACAGAUGAAUGGGGAACAACAUGGUUAUAUGGUGUAGCAGCUGAUCCAUAUAAACAAGCAGCAUAUAGACAAAUAUCAAGAUUAUUAAGUAAUCAAGAAUAUUCAUCUUCACUAUUUAAUUAUUCAUUUCGUUUAUUAAAAAAUCCUGAACAUAAUUGGGGUUUAUGUACUGAAUGUUAUUUAAAAGAAGAACAUUAUUCAUCUAAUUAUCAUAAUAAAGAGUUUUCUAGUGUUAGAAAUGGAACGACAAUAGAAACAACAACUGUUACGUUAUCAACAUCCAACUGCAAAGACCUUGAAGCUGAACUAACACGAGUAAAAGUAGGCUUAGGUGUGGGUUUAGGUAGUGGCAUGGCGGCAACCACUGGAUUGGCAGUUGGUACUUAUAUUUAUUUUUCCAGACAGCUGGCACAGUUUACAUUGCCACCAUCACUAGGACCGGAACAUUUUACUCGAUUUUAA
Molecule: messenger RNA, 1377 nt
Organism: Rotaria sp. Silwood2
Lineage: Eukaryota; Metazoa; Rotifera; Eurotatoria; Philodinida; Philodinidae
Source: the annotation of a GenBank genome assembly